UUUAAUUCAUCGUUAUUGCGGUACAAUAUUGUUUUUUUUUCUCCUCCUGCCGACUCGCAUCAGGUCACAAAAGAAUACGGCGAGAACCACCGAGUUGGCAACCUGGGUUCCGAGGUAUGGAAGAAAAAGUGCCUGUUUGACGGACCGGUAUGGAAGAAAAAGUGCCUGUUUGACGGACCGUAA
Molecule: messenger RNA, 183 nt
Organism: Notodromas monacha
Lineage: Eukaryota; Metazoa; Arthropoda; Ostracoda; Podocopida; Cyprididae
Source: the annotation of a GenBank genome assembly